ACUAUCUCAUUAAGAAACAACAAACCAUGAAAGAAUUGGAAGAAAAAAAGAAAGCUUCUCCCAUUUAUCAAAUGGUUAAUCCUUUCAUGGAAUGGAUUCAAAUAUAUCCUAAUUAUUUAUGGUUUCCAUUUGUUGUGGCCUUUGCUUUGAUAGUGUAUUUGAUAUUCUUACUAGUGUUGAGAUUUUGUGUAGCGAGAUAUGUUCAAAAGAAACGAAAACAAAAAAUCAAACUCUAUUUGAAAGAGAAGAAGGAAAUGAGAGAAAAAUUAAAGAAAUUUCUACCUCCCAAAUUUAGAGAAGAAUCAAUGACAGAAGAAGAAGAAUUAGAUCAGGAUUCUGACCAUCGAAUGAUUGAAGAACGCAUUGAUGAAAGAAUAAUAGGUCAACAAAAAUCGUUGCAUGACUGCUCAAGAAAAACACCAAAAGAAAUGAAACGCACAAAUCAUGAUCUUUCAGAUUCUGAGGACGAACAGGAUGAAGAGGACAACCAUUCUCUCGAACACAAAAAGUUUAUUCCAAAGAAUAGUAUUAAUAAUUGUGAAAUUAUUGAACGCAAUGACAAUUCGAAUAGAAAUCAUGAGGAAAGAAUGCCAUCCACACAACUACCACAACCAAUAUUGAAAUCACGUCCCUUACCAAAUCCAAGAAGUUAUCAUAGUCCUUCCACUCGUUUUCAACCAUCUUCACUUUCUCAUAUUCAAAUUAAUAUUCAAGAUAUUGGAGCGAGUUCACAACGCAUGUCCACAGUGUCACUGGCAUCUUCUUCUUCUUCAAAUAAGAGAAAAAAGGCAUUACCCAAUCCCUUGUCUUCUUCAGCUUUUGGUUCAUCAGCAGCAGCUGCUCCAAAAGGUACACCACAGGUGGGUCAGCAUUCUGUAAAUUCAUUGAAUAAUGCUCCUCAGAAUGAUGUUGACACUUUUGACAUUUCCAAACAUCAAAAUUCCAGUCAUACUUCUCAAACUCAACAACAUCCCUCAAAACAUUCCAACAACAACCCUGGGUCACGAUCAAGAACUGAAUUACCCAAACGACCCAAAUACUUGGUCUGUGGAAAAUGUGGAGCAAUGGCUCGAGUUUGGUGUCACUCGUGUGAACAUUAUCUCUGUAUUGAUUGUGAUCAAAAGGAUGAAACCUCACAUUCCGAACGUUCCAAAUCCAAAGUCAUGAUUUGUGAUCAUUGCAUGCAACCAAGAUCCGAGUUGAAAGAACAUUUCCUUAAAGGAUCAAAUUUCAAACUUUAUGGAUGUAAAAAAUGUAUGGAAGAAUUGUAUAAGGAAAGAAAAGUGAAUCGAGUAGGAUCGAUUGUGAAGAGAUGUACCAAGUGUAUGGAUGAAGAAAUUUCUAAAACGAAUCCACAAUUGAAAUUGUGUGAUAAUUGUAUUUAUUUUUCACACGCACGCACACACCAAUCGAUCAAAUAA
Molecule: messenger RNA, 1421 nt
Organism: Naegleria lovaniensis
Lineage: Eukaryota; Heterolobosea; Eutetramitea; Acrasida; Naegleriidae
Exons: 1
Molecular function (GO): zinc ion binding
Source: RefSeq, a predicted model, not a curated record